This is a messenger RNA of Pestalotiopsis fici W106-1, 2055 nucleotides long. RefSeq lists its product as uncharacterized. NCBI's taxonomy places the organism in Eukaryota, Fungi, Ascomycota, Sordariomycetes, Amphisphaeriales, Sporocadaceae. The record is from RefSeq and is a predicted model, not a curated record. The coding region runs from base 1 to 2055 and encodes 684 amino acids. The transcript has a single exon.
AUGAUUUCACGCAUGGCAGGUCUCUGCAAGAGCCCGCUAUCGCAUAAUUUGCCAGCGUCAUCAUGGCGGACCCUGUCUCGUGAUGUUGCUUCUCCAGUCACUCUCCGCCGGCUUCCACCCACAUGGCGAACACAACACCAGCAACACAUCUCGUCGCCCCGCCGCCAUGUCCAGACCUCGUCGCAGUUCCAGCCCAUGCGGCCGCCGUCCCCCGAGUCUCUGGGCAAGCCCAAGGCCGCCCGCGAGUUCAAGCGCAGCCGCAAGUGGACGCGGCGACUGCUCAUCCUCGCGGGCGUGGGCGGAUCGCUGUACCUCGCGGACCGGCAGCUCUUCGCGUCGGGCGUCGGGCGCUCCCUGCGCACGUUUGGCAACGGCCUCUACGUCGCCCUCGACUACAAGCUCAACUUUCGCGCCGAGCCGCUGACGGGCGGCACCGUGGGCGACCUCCACCGACGCAGCGCCGAGCGCCUCUUUGAGCUCCUUCGGCACAACGGCGGUCUCUACCUCAAGAUUGGCCAGGCUAUCGCCAUGCAAAGUGCAGUCUUACCACCUGAAUUUCAGCGCAUGUUUGCGCGCAUGUUUGACGAUGCCCCGCAGGACUCGUGGAAAGAGAUUGAAAAGGUGAUACGGCAGGACUUUGGCGGCAAGAGCGCAGAAGAGGUCUUUGGCGUCAGCUUUACCGGCGAGGAGGGCAAGGGUCUCAUGGAGAAGAAGGCGAGGGCCAGCGCGAGCGUGGCGCAAGUUCACUGGGCGAGGCUCCCCGAUGGCAGAGAAGUAGCCAUCAAGAUUCAAAAACCCGAGAUUGCCAAACAGGUCGGCUGGGACCUGUGGGCUUUCAAAGUGGUCAUGAGGGUGUACACCUGGUGGUUCGACCUCCCAUUGUACUCGAUUGUCCCCUUCAUCACUGAGCGCUUGUUGCUCGAGACCGACUUUGAGUCCGAGGCUCGCAACUCGGAGACCAUGCGGCAGCUAAUCAGCUCGGAGCCUAGUCUGAAGGGCCGAGUCUAUGUCCCCGUGGUCUACCCUGAAUACACUACAAAGCGCAUUCUGGUGACGGAAUGGAUUGAAGGUAUACGUCUUUGGGACAAGGCUGCCAUGACUGGUCGUUGGACUGGCGGAUAUGGCCAAGGAUCGCCCGGUGUGCACGGCGCCCAGCUGAGCGCGCCCAAUGUGCAGGCGAUUCAAAAGCAACUACGUGAGAACCCGGAAACGGACAAGCUCAAGCCUAACCGCGAGACGUGGAGAGGCAGGAAUGGAAAAGGCGGCCUUGGACUGUCACCAAAGGAAGUGAUGACCACGAUAGUCGAUCUCUUCUCGGCACAAAUUUUCAAAUGGGGCGUCGUCCACUGCGAUCCGCACCCAGGCAACAUCUUUGUCCGACGGCUGCCCUCGGGCCGAGCAGAGGUAGUUCUCAUUGAUCACGGUCUCUACGUCUACAUGUCACCACAGUUCAAGCACCAGUACAGUCUCUUCUGGAAAUCGCUCAUGACGUUUGACAACAAGACUAUUGGCGAGAUCUCAGAGGAGUGGGGUAUUAAGGCGCCGGAUAUCUUUGCCAGCGCCACGCUGAUGCGGCCGUAUGAGGGCGGAGACAAUAGCACCCGCGCCGAGAUCUUGCGCGAGAUGCAAGGCAAGACGCAGGCUGAGCGCAGCUUCGAGGCUCAGCAGAGGAUGAAGCAGGGUAUACGCGAUGUCUUGGCCGACGAGGACAAGUGGCCCAAGGAGCUCGUCUUUAUCGGUCGCAACAUGCGCAUUGUCCAGGGCAAUAACCAAUUCAUGGGCUCGCCGGUGAAUCGCAUCAAGAUGAUGGGCAACUGGGCGUCUCGAUCCUUGUACGAGGACCCCAACCUGCCGUGGGCGGAGAGGAUGGCCAACGUGUGGCGGCAUAUGCUGUUCAAGACGGUGCUGCUAGCGACAGACGUCGCAUUCUACACGUUCAAGCUUAGGCAGUGGCUGGGCUUGGGCGGCGGCAUGGAGGACGAGGUUGAAGCUCGCAUGAAGGACAUGGCAAAGGAUUUUGGCGUUGAAUUACAGCAUGAGGUGUUUGAAGGCUAA